Poeciliopsis prolifica (blackstripe livebearer) is the source of this 1278-nucleotide messenger RNA. It is a transcript of the gene kti12, whose product is annotated as KTI12 chromatin associated homolog. Lineage: Eukaryota; Metazoa; Chordata; Actinopteri; Cyprinodontiformes; Poeciliidae. The record is from RefSeq and is a predicted model, not a curated record. Bases 51 to 839 code for a protein of 262 amino acids. The transcript has 9 exons.
UGAGCAUCAACGUGUUGGUCCCCAUAUUACUAAAGUAACCAGCAGCAGUUAUGCCUCUAAUAGUAAUGUGCGGAUACCCGUGUAGUGGUAAAACACGGAGGGCAGAAGAACUGAAGGCGCAUUUUGAAGAGACGACCGACCGACAGGUUCACAUUGUUGGAGACCGAGCUCUGGGCGUUGAUAGAAACAGUGUUUAUGCAGAUUCCCAAAAAGAGAAAGAUACAAGAGCAUCUCUAAAAGCUGAAGUCGAGAGGAAGGUCAAUAAGGACAACAUUGUAAUUUUAGACUCAUUGAAUUACAUAAAAGGUUACCGCUACGAAUUGUUCUGUCUGACGAAGCAUGCACAGACACCACACUGCCUGGUGCACUGCUUGACAUCAGGUGAAGAAAGCUCAUUGUGGAACAGAAACAGAGAAGCUGCAGAGCAGUACAGCCAGGACAUCUUUGAUGCACUAGUUCAGAGGUUUGAAGCACCAGACUCCAGGAACAGAUGGGACAGUCCUCUCUUCACUGUCCUCAAAGAGGACGUUCUUCCUCUUGAAGCCGUUUCUGAUGCACUUUUUAAGAGAAGAGCUCCCCCACCUAAUCAGUCCACCCAGAGUCAACCCCUCUCUUCAACAAACUUCCUGUAUGAGUUAGACAAAAUUACGCAGGAUGUUUUAAUGGCUAUUUUUAACACCCAGAAAACAAGUGUUCCUGGAGACCUUAUCUCAGUUCCAGGAGCUACAGAAAAGAUAUCCUUUUUGUUUCGAACCAAGGUGAUAGUUUUUUUUCUAACUGCUGUGAUGUCACAGUUCCAGAUGGCAGGUCAUCAUCAAAGACCCCAUACACGCUCCUGAACUGAAGGCAGAGCAGAAAGCCAAGGUAAAGGUCUCGUCUGUAAUAAAAUGCUGAGAGACGUGAUUGGUAGAAAGCGGCCAAGGCUCCGGGAGACGCUCCUUCUCAGAAGCAAACACUUUGAUUAUUUUUUCAUCUUUGAACACGUCCAUCAGAGCAGGAGCUGAUUUAAAAGCUCUGUGUCGGUCUGCCUGCAGUGAUGGGUCCACAUUACGUCGGUAACAUUUUUGCUGUGUGGCUGUGCAGCUUUCAUGUAGGUGCUUUAGAAACACAAACUUUCUGUCUGGUUCUCUGAACAACUUUAUAUCCUUAACGCAUAAAUGAAACGUGGAGCUGACCAGGACCGUCAACAUGGCCGAGCUGAGGAAACUACGGCGCCAGUUCAUCAGUUACAGCAAGAUGCACCCGACGGAGAAAACGGGGCAGAUUGCCAACAUGUUU